UCCGAAAAGUUGCCGGUGGCCUCUGGUUGUAAGGUGAACGGCAAAGAAACUUCUACUUCCUUCCGCAAACAAAAUGCCAUGUUCUCGCGCGCUCCCAUCAUUUUGUUGUAAACAAGGAAAGACGCUAUUCCAACGAAGCUACAAAACUCUGCAUGGCGAGCGCGCAGCGAUAGGGCGACUUUGGCGAUGCCGCCUGCCAGCUUGCAACGCGCUACGCAAGGAGGAUGCGCAGUCGCCAGCGAGGACUACCAGCGUGGCGACUUGUCAGCCCGCCCCAUCUGACGGCGCCCCCGCCGCGCCCCCGCCGCUGCCCUCCAACGACUAUCUGCAAUCUCUGGAGCCCGCCGCCGCCUCCCCCGCCAGCACGGCGGCCCGGGAUGCGCAGGAUGUGGGGCGUCUGGUGGGCGUGUGCGUGGCGGUGGGCGGCUUGGCGCUAGCAACAGAGCUGAACAAGGAGUGGAUUGGCUCACACCAGGAGCUGGCCAUGACAGCUGUGUUCGUGGCGGGCUACGCCGGCAUCAUCGUGGAGGAGGGUCUGGGGCUGAGCAAGGCGGCGGUGGCUCUCAUUCUGGCGGCGGGGCUGUGGAGCAUCCGGGCCACUGCAGCGGGACUGGAGGCUCUGGACCUGGAGAUGGCCUCGGCGCUGGGUGAGGUGUCGGCGGUCAUCUUCUUCCUGCUGGGCGCCAUGACGGUGGUGGAGGUGGUGGACAGCCACCAGGGAUUCAAGGUGAUCACACAGUCGCUGCGCCCCGCCAGCCGCACGCAGCUGCUGCUGGCGGUGGUGGGCGUCACAUUCGUCAUGAGCAGCGUGUUGGACAACCUCACCACCACCAUUGUAAUGGUGGCAUUGCUGAACAAGCUCUGCCCCGAGCCGGACACGCGGCGGUUCUUGGGCGCGGCAGUGGUGGUGGCGGCAAACGCGGGCGGAGCGUGGACGCCCAUCGGCGACGUGACCACCACCAUGCUGUGGAUCCACGGCCAGAUCAGCACCGCCGCCACCAUGCGGGACCUGGUGCUGCCCUCGGCGCUGUCCGUGGCGGUGCCGGUGGCGGCGUGGGCGCUCACGGCGCCAGAGAUCACCAGCAAGGAGCCGCUGCUGCUGUCUUCCUCGCCCUCAUCCGCCCCAGCCGCUUCCUCCUCGGGGCAGAACGCCGAGGCUGCUGCGGCAGGGCCAGGCCAGGGCUCCUCCGGAUCCGGAUCUGGGUCUGGAUCCGUACCUGAGUCCGGAUCCGGGUCCGGAUCCGGGUCCGGGUCUGGUCAGGAGGCUGCGCCACCCCGCAGUAACCUGGUGUUGUCGGUGGGGCUGGGCAGCCUGCUGAUGGUGCCCGUGCUGCGAGCAUGGGCUGGCCUGCCCCCCCACAUGGGCAUGCUGGCAUGCCUAGGGUUCCUGUGGCUGGUCACAGACGCAAUCCACUUCGGGGAGGGCGACCGCAGGCACCUGACUGUGUCGCAGGCGCUCAAGCGGGUGGACAGCGAGGCAAUCCUCUUCUUUACCGGUGUGCUGCUGGCUGUGGCGGCGCUGGACAAGGCGGGGCUGCUGCGCGAGCUGGCGGCGGCGCUGAGUGCCGCACUGCCACGCCCGGAGCUGGUGGCGGGUGUGAUCGGGUUCGCCAGCGCCGUGGUUGACAACGUGCCACUGGUUGCAGCAACCAUGGGCAUGUACGACAUGGCUACCUACCCCAUGGACUCGGACCUGUGGCAGCUCAUCGCCUACUGCGCCGGCACGGGCGGCUCCCUGCUGGUCAUAGGCAGCGCGGCAGGAGUCACGCUCAUGGGCAUGGAUCGCAGCGUGUCGUUCGGCUGGUACGCCCGCCGCGUCACCCCCUGGGCCACAGCCGGCUACCUGGCGGGACUGGCCGCCUACGUGGCGCAGCAGCAGGUCAUGACGGCGGCAGCGGCGGCGGCUGGCACGACCACGGCGGCGGAGGCGGCGGCAGUGUUGGUGUCUUGAUGAGGGGUUGGUGGGUUACAUUCAUGAUUGUUUGAGAAUAAGCGAAGGCGUACCCAGGAACAGUAGGUGGGUGGGGUGGGGCCGGGGUGGGGUGGGGUGGGGGGCUGAUCAAGCCAACGGGGGCUCACUGGUGCCUUGACGGUGGGCGUGUGUGCCUGUGUGUGCCGUGAUGUGCAAGGCGUUGGUGUCUUGAUGGCAGGGGCAGUGUUGCCGUGUUGUGGGGUAGGCAGCGAUGUGGGGUUGGUUGUGAUCUGGAGCAAGGCAGUGGUUGUGGCGGUGAUGAGCGUGGCAGUGAUGAGCGAGUGCGAGGGCGGGGGCGGCAGGGGCGGCAGGGGCGGCAGGGGCGGCUGGGCGAGGGGCGAGAGCGGCGUGCGUUUGUAUCUCCAUGGGGGGAUGUGGGGCCAGGGUUCAUGCCUAGGACGUAUGAGGGAGUCAGAGAGCGAGUUUGAGUGACAGCCGGUGUAGUGAAGAGCGAGGACAGGCAGCGGGCGGACGGAUACUGGUGACGCAAAUAACCUGCCCAACACCUUGCCCAACACUACCAGGGGCAUUGCAGGGAGGCACGCCCAUCCGCGGAGUGAGCACCAUUACGGUACACGCGGCAACAUCGUGUCAAUGGAUUCCUGAGGCGCACACACCACUUUCGCCCGCAUUGGCCUCACAUGUCACAAAUAGCCCUGAAAGGCACACGAGUGGUCACGUGACAGUUGACUAUGUGACAGUGUCCGUGACAAUCGUACA
Messenger RNA from Chlamydomonas reinhardtii, 2692 nucleotides. RefSeq lists its product as uncharacterized. NCBI's taxonomy places the organism in Eukaryota, Viridiplantae, Chlorophyta, Chlorophyceae, Chlamydomonadales, Chlamydomonadaceae. Gene Ontology annotation, cellular component: membrane. Bases 74 to 1951 code for a protein of 625 amino acids. The record is from RefSeq and is a predicted model, not a curated record. The transcript is spliced from 15 exons. Gene Ontology annotation, biological process: transmembrane transport; sodium ion transport. Gene Ontology annotation, molecular function: antiporter activity.